Candidozyma haemuli is the source of this 1029-nucleotide messenger RNA. RefSeq names its product SDR family oxidoreductase. The record is from RefSeq and is a predicted model, not a curated record. The coding region runs from base 1 to 1029 and encodes 342 amino acids. Gene Ontology annotation, molecular function: oxidoreductase activity, acting on the CH-OH group of donors, NAD or NADP as acceptor. NCBI's taxonomy places the organism in Eukaryota, Fungi, Ascomycota, Pichiomycetes, Serinales, Metschnikowiaceae. The transcript has a single exon.
AUGUCGUCUACAAAAGUAUUGAUUUCUGGUGCUUCAGGGUUCAUUGCUGUUCACACUGUUCAGCAACUCAUAAGGAAUGGAUACACGGUGGUGGGAUCCGUUAGAAGCCUGGAAAAGGGUGAAUACGUCAAGAAGGCUUCUGGCAAGCCAGACAAGUUCAGCUACGAGAUCGUGGAGGAUAUCGCCAAGGAAGGUGCUUUUGACGAGUUUGUUAAGAAGCAUUCGGACGCUACGGUGUUUUUACAUACGGCUUCGCCCUUCCAUUACAAGGUGACUGAUGUCGAGACAGACUUGCUCAAACCAGCUAUCCACGGCACCAAGAACGCUUUGCUGUCGAUUGCCAAGUAUGGCACAAAUAUCAAGAGGGUGGUGGUGACGUCGUCCAACGCUGCAAUUGCAUCUAGAGACCAGGAUCUGGAUCCUAAGAACGUGUUUGAUGAGACUUCCUGGAACAACAUUACCUGGGAGAAGGCUUUGGAGAGUCCUGCUUUUGGGUACAGUGGGUCCAAGGCGUUUGCAGAAAGAGCAGCGUGGGAUUUCGUCAAGGAACAGAACCCAGGGUUUGUUCUUUCCACUGUGAACCCGGUACUUGUGUUUGGACCACAACCAACCAACGACUUCAACACAGAUAAGUUGAACACAUCGUCAGAAGUUAUCAAUGUGAUCUUGAAAAGCAGCCUGCCUGACGACAAGGUCGCUCCAUACAAUUCCAGUGCCGUGGACGUCCGUGACGUUGCCAAAGCACACCUUGUGGCAUUCGAGAAGGACGAAGCCAAGAACCAGAGAUUGUUCUUGACCAGCGACGCCUUCACCCAGCAAACGAUCUUGGACGUUUUACAUGAAAAGUUCCCCAAACAGACCGAAAAAGUGCCAGUAGGAACUCCAGGAACCGACAAGGACGAGUUCGACCAAAAGGCUACCAAGAACAACGACAAAACCAGAAAGAUCUUAGGUUUCGAGUUGAUUUCUGUACGCCAGUCGAUCGCCGACAGUGCCCAGCAGCUCCUUCAAGUCGAAGGUAAGCUUUAG